This is a messenger RNA of Entrophospora sp. SA101, 347 nucleotides long. NCBI's taxonomy places the organism in Eukaryota, Fungi, Glomeromycota, Glomeromycetes, Entrophosporales, Entrophosporaceae. The record is from the annotation of a GenBank genome assembly.
AUGGAAAUCAGAGAAGGUCGGAAAUGUAACCUUUGUAACCAGCCAGGACAUGAAGCUGUAAAUUGUAAUCAGCGAACAAUGAACCAGUGGCCAAUUAAAAGGGGUAAUGAGCAACAAGGGGAAUGUUAUAACUGCAAUAAAACAGGACAUUGGGCUAGGAACUGCCCAGAGAAGAGUAAAUUAGUAAAAUGUUACAAUUGCGGAAAAGAAGGCCACAUAUCAAGUCAAUGUAAAUGGCAACCGAUGGCAGUGGUACAAAGACAACAACCACGGCAACAGGGGAGGAAUUACCAGCAAAGAACUAAUAAUACUCAGCAACAACCAAGAAGAGUCCUAUUGAACCAGGA